This is a messenger RNA of Neoarius graeffei (lesser salmon catfish), 3914 nucleotides long. Its product is annotated as zinc finger BED domain-containing protein 4-like. The record is from RefSeq and is a predicted model, not a curated record. Gene Ontology annotation, molecular function: protein dimerization activity. NCBI's taxonomy places the organism in Eukaryota, Metazoa, Chordata, Actinopteri, Siluriformes, Ariidae. Bases 2569 to 3141 code for a protein of 190 amino acids. The transcript has 3 exons.
GGAAUACAGCCGGACGGAAACAGAAAAAGAACAGGAGAAAAAGAACGCCGGUUUUCAAAGGACGCUGGUUUUUGGAAGGAGAGAUGGAAGAAGUACAAGAAGCGGAUGAGAACGUUUUAGUUGGCCCCAUGCAGGGGAAAUUCUGUUAUAAAAUACAGGAUGGGAGAGUUGAUAAGAGCGUGGUCGUAUGUAAAUUGUGCAACAAGGAGUUCGUGUAUCACCGCAGUGCAUCAAGCCUGAAAUACCACCUCAAUGCCAAACAUGUAGCAGCAAGCUUGGCAGAUGGCGCGCAAGCUAACCCAACAUGGACGACACACAGCCAACCCACACUACAUCAACUGAGUUUCAAGGGCAAGGUCAGCAAGACCACGGCAGAGAAAAUGACCAACGCGCUGGCUUACUGGGCGGCUCUCGACUGCAGACCCAUUGCAGUGGUAGAAGAUAAGGGGCUGGAAAAGGUACUUCAGAUUGCGUUGUCUGACACCACGUAUGAGCUGCCAUGCAGAAAAACAGUGACAAAGAGGGUCCAGCAGCUCUACGACAGUGAAAAGGGAGAGAAAGAGAAUUUGUUGGAAAAAGCAGAAUGCGUCGCUAUUACUGGGGAUCACUGGACCUCGGUCAGCAACGCAAAUUACCUCGGUGUGACGGCACACUUUAUUGACAAGUGGCGUCUUCACUCGUUUGCCUUAACCAUCAAGAAGAUCACCACAAGGCACUUUGCUGAAAAUGCGGCAGAAGAUUUUGAGUCUGUGGCAGAGGCCUGGGAAAUCACACAGAAAGUCACCACAAUCGGAACAGACAGUGCCCAUGCCAUGACCGCUGCAAUGAGACAGCUCACAUUCCAGCACAUGCCAUGUGUUGCUCACCUGUUACAGAGGACGAUCACAGUUUGCCUUGCUGACAGCGGGUUCACAGCCACACUGGUGAGAUGUCGUAAGAUAGUCGGGCAUUUUAAACACAGCCCCUCAAACACAGAGGAACUGCACCAGGAGCAAACGCAACUAGGCCAAGACAACGAGCCACUGAUGCAGGACGUUUCCACAAGAUGGAAUUCCACCCUGUUGAUGGUCUCUCGUCUGCUGAAGAACCAAGAUGCUGUGAAGGCUACGCUCGCCAAGCACAAGCUCACCAUGUUGACUACUGCUGAGUGGGACAGACUGCAGAGGCUCGAAACCCUACUUUCACCAUGCAGAGAUGUGACAGAGCUCCUUGGGGGUGAGAAUUAUGUGUCGUGCUCAGUUGUGUUACCUGCUCUCUGCCACCUGACCCGCACCAUGGAGGCCUCAGAUGAUGACCCAGCUUAUGUGGUGAAGUUCAAGGCUGCGUUUGAAAAGGAACUGUCUCAACGCGAGGAUGCCCUCAACUAGAGGUCGACCGAUAUGGGUUUUUCUAAAGCCGAUGGCAAUACUGAUAUUUAGAGGUCAGAGUCAGCCGAUAUGAGCUGCCAAUUUUUUUGGGCCGGUUUUUAGGGCCGAUAUGCUAUCGUGUUGUCCUUAAUUGGCAUGCUAAAAUAUCAUACUAGUAAGAGGACGCACAACACUUAUAAACUUAACACAAUUAGCAUUUAAUAGUGCCUUCAAUGUUACUGUUACUAUAUGUUAAUGAAAAAUUAUUAAUUUCAUUUAGAUUUUAUUAUUCAUAACAUUUAUUUUCAUUAUAAAUAACAUACAUAAUAUUUAUACUAUAUAUUAUAUAAAUGACUGUACUCAUCAUAAGAAUUAACAAAUUAAUGACUUAAACGUAUUAAAAUAAUCAAUAGACUAACAGAGUGCAAGAAUACUUCCAUGAUGUGACAACUUCAGAUAGUUACUUCAAAAUGGUAAAAUACAUGUUCAAGUUAUACAGUUUCACUGUGGAACUUCCAUGCCUUGAACUUUCACACGUUUCUGUUUCAACAAUAUAAAACUCCGUCUCCCAGCAUGCUGUGCAGGAAACCGGAAAUAGGAACUGCAGAGGUCUAGCAUCGGUCUCUGGUUCACAAUCAAAUCAAACAUGUAUACAUCGCGAAAACGAAUGGACAUGGGAUGGCAAUGUUAUAAUACGUUCACAGGUUAGUUUUGCGUCCUCUUUUUGUUAACUUUUCACUUAGAUUGUCCGUUACUACAGUUUAGAUCGGAACAUAGCGGUCACCAGCGUUAAGGGGGCUUACAUAGUCGACGCAUUCCCGACGCACUCGCGGCCACAAGGCUACGCAUCGCAACGUUUCGUUUCGAGAGGAAUUCUACAACUCCGAUGCAGUUGAAAUGCUAUUCGUUUUUCCUUUCGCUAAAUGAAGCAACACAUCACAGAUUACAACUAUCAUGAGAGCAAAUAUACGACUUUAGGACAUUGAAAUGUAAGAAUUGAAGCCUUACCUGUAGGCUAUCUCUGCUGACUCCUGAAACAUUUGUUGGCUUGGGUCUUUUGCACGCCGCGUUCUACGUAGCUGUCGUGCCUGACUUUAAAUCGGCGCGACCAAAUAAGAAAAUCAGCCGAUGCCGAUUCAUUAAAAAAUGGCAAAAUUCAGCCGAUAGAUCGGUCGACCUCUACCCUCAGUUGUUACCUGCUCUCCGCCACCUGACCCGCACCAUGGAGGCCUCAGAUGACGACCCAGCUUAUGUGGUGAAGUUCAAGGCUGUGUUUGAAAAGGAACUGUCUCAACGCGAGGAUGCCCUCAACCAUGGAUGGCUCAGAGUGGCAACAGCACUUGACCCUCGUUUUAAGGACCUAAAGUGUCUACCAAGAGGAGAGCGAGGAGAGGUGUGGACCAGCAUUGAGGCACUGGUGCAAAAACAACCAGGCAGAGCCACUCCGGAACGCACAGAGGAGCCAGCAAGGAAGAGGAGCCUCCUGCUGUAUAAUUCAGAUUCUGAAUCGGAGGAUGAAGAUUGGCCCAAAGGAGCCUUGACCCGUUACAGGGCAGAGCCUACCAUCAGUGAGAGAGACUGCCCACUGCAGUGGUGGUCCACUCAUGAGGGAGCCCAUCCACAGCUCUCUGCCCUGGCCCGCAAGUAUCUGGGCAGCCCUGCCACUUCUGUCCCUUGCGAAAGAUUAUUCUCCCUGGCAGGUAAUAUAGCUCAAAAGAAGAGGGCAGCCUUGAGCUCCGAAAAUGUCAACAGGCUAGUUUGUCUCAACAACUGGCUGAAAGAGAAGGAGCAGUAAUCAGUUAAAUGUGUCCUGAGGCCAGUUGGCCAGUUAUUUUUCAAAAGGAUAUUGGAAGAAUUGAGAUUGAGGUCAAUCACUGGCACUUUUUAAUGGAUCACUUUAUGUUGAACUGUUUGUCUUGGCCAAUGUUAUUCAGGGUUGGACUGAGUUUGAUUUAAUUUCUCUCUUAUUUUUUUGUAAUCAUUUCAACCGUUGAUAAAUCAACAGUGUGUUAAAGCCUCAGAGGUAACAGAGAUGUUUUCUAACAGGGUUUAUUUACAUUGCUCUGAAUGUACUUGAAAGAAUUGCGUUUUACAAAAAAAGUGUUCUAGUUUACAGAAGAUCUACCUAUACCUAUAAAGCUACCUGAAUUUCUGAAAUUAACUUUCCUAAAUAUGCUGAACUUUAUGGCACGUUUUUUAAUGGAUCACUUUAUGUUGAACUGUUUGUCUUGGCCAAUGUUAUUCAGAGUUGGACUGAAUUUGAUUUAAUUUCUCUGAUUUUUUUUUUGUAAUCAUUUCAACUGUUGAUAAAUCAACAAAGUGUGUUAAAGCCUCAGAGGCAACAGAGAUGUUUUCUAACAGGGUUUACCUUGUUCUGAAUGUACUUGGAAAGUAUUGCGUUUUACCCAAAAAAAAACCCAGUUAUAGUUUACAGAAGAUCUACCUAUACCUAUAAAGCUACCUGAAUUUCUGAAAUUAACUUUCCUAAAUAUGCUGAACUUUAUGGCAGAAUUUGCACUGGCUUGUUGAUCUUGGUUUUGAAAAAAAAAAUAAACAAUAUUUUGUUGA